Corythoichthys intestinalis (scribbled pipefish) is the source of this 1946-nucleotide messenger RNA. It is a transcript of the gene scarb1, whose product is annotated as scavenger receptor class B, member 1. Gene Ontology annotation, cellular component: caveola; cytoplasm. NCBI's taxonomy places the organism in Eukaryota, Metazoa, Chordata, Actinopteri, Syngnathiformes, Syngnathidae. The transcript has 13 exons. Gene Ontology annotation, biological process: plasma lipoprotein particle clearance; cholesterol efflux; recognition of apoptotic cell. The record is from RefSeq and is a predicted model, not a curated record. Bases 241 to 1713 code for a protein of 490 amino acids. Gene Ontology annotation, molecular function: lipid binding; scavenger receptor activity; low-density lipoprotein particle binding.
GGCAGACUCGGAGGCGGAGCGAGCGCGCCAAACUCAACGAUGAAGAAAGUGCUAUAAAGGAGAUGGCGGACGUCCAAGCGCUUCAAAAUUUUGCUCCCAGACUCAGCUGGAGUGCCCCGCCGGUAGCGAGUCUUCCUCGGGACACUUUGAGUGACAGCACGACCGCUAGCUCUGCUCUGCAACUAACUGGCUAACGCUUAGCUCAAAACAACAACAGACUUAAAAAAAAGAAAGGGGGCCAUGGUGGCCAGUAAAGAAAGAGUGGCAAUGGGCUUCGUGGUCGCAGGGGUCCUCAUGGUGGUGUGCGGGAUCGUCCUGGCCAUCGUGGGUCCCAUCAUCAUUGACGACCAGAUUGUCAAGAACACGGUGAUCGACCCCGAGAAUGAGAUGUCGUACCACAUGUGGAAGGACAUGCCGGUGCCGUUCUACAUGUCCGUCUACUUCUUCAAUGUGCUCAACCCUAAGGAGGUCCUCCAAGGCGAGAAGCCCAUGCUGGAGCAGCGGGGGCCCUAUGUGUACAGGAAACAUUGCCAGAAGGAGAACAUUACGUUCCACGCCAACCACACGGUGACGUACCGAGAGAAGCGCAGUUACUUCUUUGAGCCUGGCAUGUCGGCGGGCAACGAGUCGGACGUGGUCACCAUCCCCAACAUGUUGGUGCUGGGCGCGGCGAUAAUGAUGGAGAACCUGCCGUUCGCCGUGCGUCUGAUGAUCAGCGCCACCUUCAAAACCUUCAAGGAGGGCCCCUUCCUCACCAAGCCCGUGGGCGAGCUGAUGUGGGGCUACGACAGCGACCUGGUGGACUUCCUCAACAAGUACCUGCCCGGCACGCUGCCCGCCUCUGGGAAGUUCGGCCUCUUCAGCGAGUUCAAUAACUCGGACACAGGCCUUUUCACCAUCUUCACGGGAAGGGACGACAUCCGCAACGUGCACAAGGUGGACUCGUGGAAUGGACUCACCCAGUUGAACUACUGGCGCACGCCUCAGUGCAACAUGAUCAACGGCACGGCCGGUCAGAUGUGGCCCCCCUUCAUGACCCGGCGCUCCACGCUGCCAUUUUACAGUCCGGACGCCUGCAGGUCCAUGGAGCUGGUGUACCAGCGUUCGGGCAACACCAAGGGCAUCCCGUUGUACCGGUACGUGGCGCCCAAGACGCUCUUCGCCAACAGCAGCGACUACGCCCCCAACGAGGGAUUCUGUCCCUGCCGCCAGUCGGGUUUGCUCAACGUCAGCAGCUGUCGACAGAAUUCUCCGGUCUUCAUUUCGCACCCUCACUUCUACAACGCCGACCCCGUCCUGCUGGACUUUGUGCGAGGACUGGAUCCCGACGAGGACCGCCACGGACUCUUCAUCGACAUCCAUCCGCUCACGGGCGUCCCCCUUAACGUGUCCAUCCGCCUGCAGCUCAACCUUUACAUCAAGCGGGUGUCAGGAAUUACCGAGACGGGGAAGCUCCCGGAGACCAUCAUGCCCAUGAUCUGGUUUGAGGAGAGCGGCUACAUCGAUGGGCCAGUCCUGGACACCUUCCACACCAACUUGGUGGUCCUGCCCGCCAUCAUGGAGGCCACGCAGUACGGAUUCAUUGCCGUCGGCGUGGUGAUGGUUGUUGUCGCCGCGCUGGUCAGGCGGUUGCUCAAGAAGGCUUCUUAUAAAGCGUCGCACCAGGGCAACGGUGCUCCGGAGAAGAGCACACAGGGGCCGUCAGAAAAGUGAAGAGGGCAGCACGUGGAACGCUCCCAGAGGACAAAAGCGCGGACCGACCGGCCGGCCCGCGCUCACGCACGCAAUUCCGGCGGCCUUCUACCUUCAUGUCGAGCUUCCCGUUUUUUAAACCGGGGGCCGCUUUUGGAAUCCAUGUUAGUAAAACAGAAAGGUGGUCUCGACAAUGCUGUGCUGUGUUUGUGUUAUUUUUUCAGGAUGAUGUUUAUGACGAUCAAUAAACUUGU